AUUGGGGAGGGGAAUCUUGUCGACACGUUUGUAGCAAUGGUCUAGGUCGUAUUACGCCCUAAUCUUUCUUUCUUUGCAUUGGCGCUUGGUUUUUCCUCUAGAACUAGGCGAGAGCGCGGGCGAAAUAUUUCGCCAUGGAUGCCGAUUCGUGGAGUUGCGCAAUGAAUGGGGGCGGCAGGAAAGAUCCCCCGGGCGCUGCCGAUGCGUCGCUCGUUUCGCUCCAGGAUCUGAGGUCCAAGUUACAGGAGUUUGCGCGCGUCCGCGAUUGGGAUCAGUUCCACAGCCCCCGCAAUCUCCUGCUCGCGCUGGUUGGCGAGGUGGGUGAGUUGUCCGAGAUCUUUCAAUGGAAAGGCGAAGUCCAGCGGGGGCUCCCGGACUGGAACGAGGCCGAGAAGGAGCACCUCGGGGAAGAGUUGUCGGAUGUGCUGCUCUACUUGGUCCGGCUGGCCGAUGUGUGUGGAGUGGACCUCGGCCAGGCGGCACUCAGCAAGCUCAAGAAGAACGCGGUCAAGUACCCGGUCGAGAAAUGCAAGUCCCAGAGCACAAACGCGCAAUGAAAAGGGGAGACACACACACACACACACACACAACACUCAACAGGAAGAUAUUUUUUGCAGCGUCAGAAAUCUUGGGGGAUCCAUGCCGCGGACUUAUAAGGCAGGAUCCAGGCGCUCGUGCAGACAUGCCACUCAGACGUGUUUGAAAGUAAUCGCACCGGCAAGGGUCCCAUUUCUUCCCCCUUAGUGGUUCCUUUUCUUUGGAUACUGCUUUCCAUCCUGGCUUUCUACUUUAGCACUGAGACAAAGUCAGCCCAAGCCAGCUUUGUCUUUCCUCUGUACCUUUGUAUACCAAAGAAAAGUCUGAUUUGACCUACAAAUCAGUCAGUGCUAAACACCUUUCAAACAAGGGGCACUCCGAGAA
Selaginella moellendorffii is the source of this 921-nucleotide messenger RNA. Its product is annotated as dCTP pyrophosphatase 1. The coding region runs from base 135 to 557 and encodes 140 amino acids. The record is from RefSeq and is a predicted model, not a curated record. Lineage: Eukaryota; Viridiplantae; Streptophyta; Lycopodiopsida; Selaginellales; Selaginellaceae. Gene Ontology annotation, molecular function: nucleoside triphosphate diphosphatase activity. Gene Ontology annotation, biological process: nucleoside triphosphate catabolic process. The transcript is spliced from 3 exons.